AUGGAUGUCACAGCUGGAACCAGAGUGGUGCUGCUGGCCUGUGGCUCUUUCAACCCCAUCACCAACAUGCACUUGAGGAUGUUUGAACUGGCACGGGACCAUCUAGAAGAGUCAGGUUACCAAGUGGUGAAAGGAAUCAUAUCACCUGUUGGGGAUGGUUACAAAAAGAAAGGUUUAAUUGAGGUGAGACAUCGGCUGGAGAUGGCCCGACUAGCCUCAGAAAACUCCUGGAUCACAGUGGACUCUUGGGAGGGCCUACAAACAGAGUGGCUUGAGACUGCUAAAGUUGUACGACAUUACUACAAUGAACUCGUUGCAUCUGACAAGAACAAUGACGAAGUGGACACUGUGAAAUAUGGAAAAAAGAGACGCAUUGAGGACAACUAUAACGCACCUUCACCUUCUCAAAACAGAGAUGGAACCCGCCUGAUGUUGCUGUGUGGUGCGGAUGUUCUUGAGUCUUUUGGUGUUCCAAACCUGUGGAAGCAUGAGGACAUUGAAGAAAUAGUUUGCUUAGGCUUAGUUUGCAUCACUCGUACUGGUAGUGAACCGCUUAAGUUCAUCCAUCAGUCGGACAUACUCUGGAAGCACCGCAAGAACAUUCAUAUUGUUCAGGAAUGGGUUACAAAUGAGAUCUCAGCCACUCACAUCCGCCGGGCACUUCGUCGAGGACGCAGUGUCCGCUACCUGCUGCCCGACGCCGUGUUGAACUAUGUCCAUGAACACAAACUCUACAGUGAAGAGAGUGAGCAGAAGAAUACUGGAGUAGUCCUUGCACCUCUUCAGAGAUACACUGGUGCCUCCUCAAGCUAA
Knipowitschia caucasica is the source of this 813-nucleotide messenger RNA. Lineage: Eukaryota; Metazoa; Chordata; Actinopteri; Gobiiformes; Gobiidae. The record is from the annotation of a GenBank genome assembly.